Messenger RNA from Daldinia caldariorum, 1290 nucleotides. RefSeq names its product TauD-domain-containing protein. The transcript has 3 exons. Gene Ontology annotation, cellular component: cytoplasm. Gene Ontology annotation, molecular function: 2-oxoglutarate-dependent dioxygenase activity. NCBI's taxonomy places the organism in Eukaryota, Fungi, Ascomycota, Sordariomycetes, Xylariales, Hypoxylaceae. The record is from RefSeq and is a predicted model, not a curated record. Bases 82 to 1290 code for a protein of 402 amino acids.
UCCACCUUUAUUGACACAUACUCUGUUGUGCGAACUUGACGAUUUAUCCUCACAUACAUCUCAUCGCUUGUAUACCAUAAAAUGUCGCCAUCAGCUACCGAAGCCGUUGCUCCAAUUGCUGAGAAUAUUAAGCAAAAGGUUAUUCCUGAUACCCAGAAGGAAACGCAAGACAGCCCAAAGUUGGAGAGUUCUCUGGCUGUUGGUGAGACAGAUUUAGAGGACGAACAGCCGAAGCUUGAGACGAACCACAGAGAGCCCUUAAAGCUAAGUGGUGCUCUUUACCAAUUCGCGCAGUUUGAUGUCACACCGGUGAUUGGAAGGGAGUUUAUAGACGUAGACUUGGCCGAAUGGCUACGAGCUCCUAACUCAGACGAGCUUCUACGCGACCUAGCUAUUACGAUAUCACAACGCGGUGUGGUAUUUUUCCGCAAGCAGGACAACAUCAACAACGACUUGCAGAAGGAGCUAGUUCAGCGGCUCGGUGAACUAUCCGGUAAGCCGGCCACCUCCAAGUUACACAUCCACCCCGUGAUAAACUCCGGACGCGAGCACGGUGGUAACGAUGACGAGAUUAGCACCAUCUCGUCUCAACAGGCCAAGAGUCUCUACUCUAAGAAGGACAUCUGGGCCGAGAAGAAGCAGACGCAGAAGAACCAAUGGCACUCGGAUAUCACAUUCGAGCCUAUCCCUAGCGACUACGCGCUGCUGAGGCUCACUGAGCUACCCAAAACCGGAGGUGACACCCUAUGGGCCUCCGGCUACGAGCUUUACGACCGCAUCUCCAAGCCACUCCGGGGCUUCCUAGACACAUUGACAGCGUACUACGCACAGCCGGCGUUCAACGAGGCCGCAGAGCGUAACAACUUCAAGAUCUACUCCGCGCCGCGCGGUGCGCCGGAGAACGUAGGCGAGGUCCUAGAAGCCGUGCACCCGGUCGUGCGCACGAACCCCGUCACAGGGUGGAAGAGCGUGUUCGCCGUGGGCCACCACGUCAAGCACAUCCACGGGCUAUCCGAGGCCGAGUCUCGCGGCUUUCUGGACUGGUUCGUCCAGCUUAUCGUCGAGAACCACGACCUCCAGGUCCGCUUCCGCUGGCAGCAGCCCAACGACUUGGCUAUCUGGGACAACCGCAGCGUUUACCACGCCGCCACGCCGGAUUACCUAAACCAGGGGCUCGGAGAGCGCACGGGUUCCCGCGCGGUGAGCUUGGGCGAGAAGCCUUACUUUGACCCGCAGAGCAAGAGCCGAAGGGAGGCUCUGGCUGCUGAGGCAGCUACCGCAGUGGCAUAG